AUGCCCCGCCGAAUAUUCAAAAACCUCGUCAUCGCCACGGCAGGUCCUCUACCCGGCCAACUAACCGUCGACAGCCUCCGUCAAUGGACCACCAUCCGCAAAGGCACCUUCACAGAAGAAUUCGACGAGCAAGUUACGCAUCUCCUCUGUACCCGAGAACAAUUCGACAGAAAACUUCCAAGAAUCAAAGAGGCCCUUGCCCGCGGGAAGCGACAGCACAUUGUCCACUGUGACUGGUUCGAAAUCUCCGCCGUGAAUGAAAAGAGACAGCCAGAGCGAGAAUAUUCUAUGAGGAAUAUCCUCGCCAAGCAAAAUGCGGCGAAGCGAGAACAAGCUCGGAUUGAAAGAGGGAAGAGAGAAGGCGAGAGGGCCGUCAACACGAACUUUUUCCAUAUUUACAGUGAUCGAACGUUCUUCUCGUAUCAGAUUGAUCUUAAUCGCGAUGACAAUGAAACAGGCGAGUUGGGACAGCGCUACACCCUCUACCUCUGGGAAUCUAAUGCAAAGCCCCAUCUCUACUGGUUCACCGCAAAGUUCAUGAAGAAGAAAGGAGACAGCCAGCCCAGCUUCCACCGCCCAAGCCCCUGCUCAGGCCCCUGGCGUCACGAAAUGGAUCUCUUCAUGGAGUUUUUCCGCAUCAAGACGGGGAUUGAAUGGCAGGAUCGUGUGAUUGGGCAGAAGACCAUGCCGAGUUCUUUCUUUCAGUACUCGCCACCAGUAAGAGGAAAACCUGUUGGUCGCCGUCUUCGAUUCUGUUACGAGUAUUGUCUGGAAAUCAACGCCCAGUUGAGAGGAUUACCUUGGCCUCCAGUUGAGGAUACUCAAGUCAAAGAGGAGACCGUAGCAACUGAA
This is a messenger RNA of Trichoderma virens Gv29-8, 852 nucleotides long. RefSeq lists its product as uncharacterized. NCBI's taxonomy places the organism in Eukaryota, Fungi, Ascomycota, Sordariomycetes, Hypocreales, Hypocreaceae. The annotation marks the transcript as partial. The record is from RefSeq and is a predicted model, not a curated record. The transcript is spliced from 5 exons.